AUGCGCUUUUUGCUUAUCUUCUUUCAACUCUUCGCCUUGUUGUUGGCUUCUGCGGAGUUGGAAAGUGGUUUGUGAAAUCUUUCUGUUGAUUUUUCGAGUCUGGUUUUUCAGAAGAAACUACGAUUGAUUAUGAAGAAGUCAAGGAGAUGUUCGAGUUUCGGACUGAGUACUUGGAGUUGAACAAAACGACUGGAAAACUCGAAGGUGAGAUAUUUUUCUUAAGAAGCGACUAUAAAAAGUUUCCGAUUUCAGUGCUUCAACGGACUGAGAACAUGACGCAGAUCAACGAGGAGACGCUGAGGAUAAUGCUCGGGACGGCCCAAUUUUUCUUCGACAAACUCGCUUUCCCAUUUUUCGUACCAGCAACUUUCUUUGGCGUGCUCGCGGUGGAAAGUGUUUUUCGUCAUGUUUGA
This is a messenger RNA of Caenorhabditis auriculariae, 413 nucleotides long. The record is from the annotation of a GenBank genome assembly. Lineage: Eukaryota; Metazoa; Nematoda; Chromadorea; Rhabditida; Rhabditidae.